GGGCGGAGGAGAGCUGGGGGUCGGUGGAAACCCUAAAUCUUCGUCGCGGCCACAAGAGAACAUACACAUACAGUAUUUGGUUUUAUGCUGAUUCUUCUCUAAGAUAUAAAAGGUGUUGUCGAACAAGGGGUUAAUCAGAAUUCUGGAUUUUGUUCCUUAGAUGACUUGGGACAUCAUUGUUGUUAAUGACUGAAGUAAGGCAAAAAAGCUGAAAUGGUGUUUUAAAAAUUGGUGAGAUCAUGGGCAGCAAUGUACUACUAGUAUGGGGGGACCUCUCUUACGGCAUACAAAUUUGGUUUCUUUUCUCUUUUCUGGAAGGAAAGCAUUGGUGGUUCUUUUUGGACUUAUGGAGAUGUCUAUCGAUGUGUGGUUUUGUGGUGGACAGGGAGGAAGGUGUUGUUGGUGGUGGCAGUGGUGGUAGUGGUGGUGGUUUUUGUUGUGCUGGUGUAGAUCGACGGCAACCAUUGGCGUUGAAGAAACAGGUCUGAAGAUGAGCGAAACCAGCCGUAGCCCUCCUAGGGAUCGCAAGAUCCGGACUGAACGGGUGUCACAUCGUGAUGCACCAUAUAGGAGGGAUUUCCGCCGUGGCUCAAGGAAUGCUGAUUUGUGCAAGAACUGCAAACGACCUGGGCACUAUGCAAGAGAAUGCCCAAAUGUGGCUGUCUGCAAUAACUGUGGUCUUCCAGGGCAUAUUGCAGCUGAGUGCACUACAAUGGCAUUAUGCUGGAACUGCAAAGAACCUGGACAUGUGGCAAGCAACUGCCCAAACGAGGGCAUCUGCCACACCUGCGGCAAGGCUGGCCACCUUGCAAGGGACUGCUCAGCUCCUCAUCUCCCUCCUGGUGACCUAAGACUCUGUAAUAAUUGCUACAAGCAGGGGCAUAUCGCUGCAGACUGCACAAACGAGAAAGCAUGCAACAACUGCAGGAAGACUGGUCACCUAGCUCGUGACUGUCAAAACGAGCCUGUGUGUAAUCUUUGCAACGUCGCAGGGCACGUGGCCAGGCAGUGUCCAAAGGCAGGAAUGCUCGGUGAAAGGGGUGGCAGCGUGUUUCGUGGUGGAUUCCAGGAUGUCAUCUGCCGAAGCUGUAACCAGAUUGGCCAUAUGAGCAGGGAUUGCAUGGGUCCCCUGAUGAUCUGCCACAACUGUGGUGGGAGGGGUCAUAUGGCAUAUGAGUGCCCAUCAGGAAGAUUCUUGGACCGUGGGUUUCGAAGGUUUUGAGUAACAGACAGCGAGGCUGCCAAGACGUGUUUUGCAUCAGCUUUUAAACUAUAGCUAAUAGUAACUUGUUUGAUUUGAUGGAGAUUAGUUGAUUGGAGUUUCUUAGGUGGUAGAUUAUUUUGGCUUAGAACCCUAUGAGAUUCUCAGCUUUAUAAGGUACUUUCCAUUAUCAUUGGCUGUAUAGAAGUCAGUACCUUUGUCGUUGUUAUUUUGCUGGAAGUAAAUAGCUAUCAUUCUGAGCA
Molecule: messenger RNA, 1464 nt
Organism: Musa acuminata subsp. malaccensis (wild Malaysian banana)
Lineage: Eukaryota; Viridiplantae; Streptophyta; Magnoliopsida; Zingiberales; Musaceae
Product: zinc finger protein GIS2
Molecular function (GO): zinc ion binding; nucleic acid binding
Source: RefSeq, a predicted model, not a curated record